GGUUUGGUGUUGCAAGGUCAGGUUUUAGGAGUUAAAUCUCUUUGUGUCUAAUCUGUCUUAUUGGGGUGUUUGCUCUCCAAGACUAAAGUAACUCAUCCCUCAUUUCCUGGCCCAGCUACAGUUCAGUGCGUUGGGAUCAACGGUCAGUUUAGGUCUCCACUUAAUUGUGUGAAAAUACAAAUAGGAAACGUUAUUUUAUGGAGACUACAGUGAUGAAAAGGUGUUUGCCUCAUCAGCAUGCAUCAUGUGUGAUAGUUUUAGAAGUAUGUUGCUGCAUCAGGACCAGGGUUAGGUUGCACCAGCUGUUUGUAAGGACUAACUUUAAGAGGGCCAUAUAGUGCACAUUAGGGUUUUGUAACUUUUUCCUAAUUUGGUUGCACGACCAUAUUUAAACCCAAUGAAAAUGCUGUGGCAGGCCUGAUAAUCAUAAUACAGUUGUUUUAAACCAAGUACCAUGCUGUAGGCUAUCGUGUUUGAUGUUAGUGCAUGAGUCAUGCAAAUUAUCUAUAAAGCACCUUUUCAAGCCGUUUGUUUACCUCUUUCCCACUCUCCUGGCUUGUGAUCUCCAAUGGCCUAUUUCUGAUGCGCUCUUAGAGUCGAAUGAAUGAUUGAGGGUUUAAGGAGGUAAUCCUGCACUCUGCUGAGAUUUCUCUUAUCCGUCCAAUCCUUUCAUCUAUAUCAGUUCUGAAUACGGUCAUCAUAAUCCAGCAAUUACAUUAAUAACUCAUAAUCUGUUAUUUUGUCCUUUUUGAGGAGCACACAGAAUUAAUGUCUUCUACAUGACAGUAUUGAUUUGCAUGUUUGUGCAUGCAUGAGCGUCUGUGGUGUUGUACACUGUAAACCUCUCUGUGCUCUUAUGAAUCAUCACUGUAAUGUUUAUUUGCAUGCUGGGAAAUAUUAAAGGGACUGUAAUGCUGUCUAUUGAGAAUAAGUCUUGGAUUAGUUCAGUCUGGUUAAACUGUGGAUUGGUCUUUGAAUGCAACUUUAAACAAAAAACGUGAUGAGAAAUGUUUUUUAUUAUAGUGCUGCUUUACAGUAAAUGAUGUUUUAGAAUUUUAUUUUAACUUGCAUUGUUAUUGUGAUAAUAAUGCAAUAUAUUAUUUUGAUUAUUUUCUUCAGAUCUUCAAACAAAAAUAUAAUGUCUGUGCUAUUUACUAGAACCGGCAGCUUUAUGAACAUGGAACAUAUUUUUUUGUAUUUGUGUUGGGAAUGAUUAGUUGUCCUGGUAAAGGGCCACAUCUAUGUGUCCUACUUUAACCUGCAAUAAGUUAUCUGUGCUUAGUACAUUGUCUUCAGAGUUGCACAUAAUAGGUGCUAGAACAGAUGACAACUCUGCAGUGAUGCCAACCAUUUCUGGUUUCCCAGAAAACCGUUCAGUCAAAGGUUUGACCCCUAUUUAUACUGUUAUAGAUCUAUUGCAUUUUGAGAGGACAUGAAACAUUUGUCACGUAGAUUUGUUUUUGCUUUCAGCAUUACUGUAAAUGAAACAGUAACGUCUGGAUCACGACUCGAUGCGCAUAAAUGAAACUCAGCAUUUCCCACCCACCAGUCGAUAUAAGGAAAGACCCGCCGGAUCUCAUUGGAGGGAUAGUGACGUCAAGGAAACCCUCGCCACCGAGACAUUCUUAAUAUAACCAUGAACCUCCCGCACCGAGAGCUCAAAGCACAUUACUGCUCAAAACGUAGACGGGAUUAGCAUCGCAAAAAGCACGACCUAAUUCCAGGCUGCUAAACUGUAGACAUCUAAAAAGAAGCCAAUAACUUUAGAUCCUCAGUUCAAGGUUUUCUUAUUUCUAUUAAUGGACCACUUUUCCACAUUGAUGCGUUCUUAAAUUAGCUGAAUCGAUUUUUCAUUCUUGGAAAAGUCAAUAUCAAAGAAACCAUUUUCUGUCAGACUGAACGAGUUGUAGACAUGACUCUACUGACGAAUAUGCGGCGCCACAGUAUCCGCGUGCAGCAUCACCUGCACCGGUGGAGCAUUUGCGGGACGGAUGGAGGGCAGCUGUUGGGUGGUGGUGUGACGACCCCUGACAUCGGGUUUUCCCUUUCCAACUCGUGUUCGCGCUCCACCGAGAGCUGCACGUCAUCUUCUUCAGAUUCCAGCGAGUCUGCGGAUGCCUCCGCGAUCGGACCCUUUACAGUUGUGCUGCUCGGAGAGAACGGCGUCGGAAAGUCAGGGCUCGCGAGUAUAUUCGCCGGAGCAUCGGAUAGUAUGGGGAGCGACUGCGAAUUAUAUGGAGGUGAAGUAUUCGAACAGACAAUUAUGGUGGACGGGGAGAGAGCCACGGUUACACUGCUUGACACCUGGGAUUCACAGGAUGAGGGCAUGUGGACGCAGGAGCGGUGUCUGCAGACAGGAGACGCUUUCAUUAUUGUCUACUCUAUAACGGACCGAUCAAGUUUCCUUCGUGCCUCAGAUCUGCGAAUUCAGCUGCGGCGCGAGCGCCAGGCAGACCACACGCCCAUCAUUCUCGUCGGAAAUAAAUGUGACUUGGUCCGGUGCCGAGAAGUGUCCACUAGUGAGGGCCGUGCGUGUGCUUCAUUUUUUGAUUGCAAGUUUAUUGAGACAUCAGCAGCGAUGCAGCACAAUGUCUGGCCCUUGUUUGAUGGCAUCAUCCGUCAGCUGCGUCUGCGCAGAGACAGCGUGGAGAGCACCAGCACUUGCCAUUCUACUUAUAAGCGUCGCGAAAGUUUACCGAAAAAAGCGAAGCGUUUCAUUGACAAAAUUGUUUCUAAGAAGAACAAGCAAGCAGCCUUGAAGAUCAAGUCCAGAUCAUGCCAUGACUUAUCGGUACUUUAGUGUUGUUUUUAGGUUUUUGUAUGAAAGGAUUGUGAGAGAGUUUAAUGGAUAUUUUAAAGUAUGCUAAAUAUGAAAUCAAGUGUUUGUUUUACCCAGUUUGAGUGGCAUUGUAUGUCAUUUGUUAGAGAAGUCAUGAUGUCUAUAUUAGACUGUGCUGUUCAUAAGAGACUUCUUGUUUCCUUGGUGAAGGAUAAAACACUUAAAAGAUAAGGCCAAUUGAAUAAUGCACAGGCCUUUUUUGGAAAACCCAAAAAGUCCAAGUUGCUCUUAAUAAGAUUCUUUCAAUUUUGUAUGAUCUUUCAGAUUGUAAAAACAAAUUUCUUGUACCUUGUGUUGUGUGUAAAAAAUCCUUUUCAAUCAUUUAGU
Messenger RNA from Paramisgurnus dabryanus, 3166 nucleotides. The record is from RefSeq and is a predicted model, not a curated record. NCBI's taxonomy places the organism in Eukaryota, Metazoa, Chordata, Actinopteri, Cypriniformes, Cobitidae.